Clupea harengus (Atlantic herring) is the source of this 438-nucleotide messenger RNA. RefSeq lists its product as uncharacterized. Gene Ontology annotation, cellular component: cytoskeleton; cytoplasm. Gene Ontology annotation, biological process: cardiac myofibril assembly; cortical actin cytoskeleton organization; sarcomere organization. Gene Ontology annotation, molecular function: actin filament binding. The transcript has a single exon. The annotation marks the transcript as partial. NCBI's taxonomy places the organism in Eukaryota, Metazoa, Chordata, Actinopteri, Clupeiformes, Clupeidae. The record is from RefSeq and is a predicted model, not a curated record.
AUGAGCCCCGGUCUAAGCCAAGCCGUGACCCACAGACUCCUGCCCGUUCAGAAAGUGGAGCCGCCACCGUCUGCCUCCCCCUCAGAACCUCCCUCAGGCGCUUCCCCACACUCCCCCUCUGGCCCAGACCAGCGGCAGUCAGCUGAGGAGCUCGUCCCGACGCCAGCGCAGCCUGACAGACCUGCGGAGGAGACGCAACCGGAGGCACCGCAGAUAGAGGAGCAGCAGGAGAGGAGUGAGGAGCAGGCGGUAGAGGAGAAGCCAGGAGCGGAGCGGCAGCCACAGGUGGAGGAAGAAGAAGAGAAGACAGGUGUGGAGGAAGAGGUAGAGGAGGAGGAAGAGGAGGAGGCUGAGUUAGAGAUGGAGGGUGAAGAGGAGUCCGAAAAGGAGCGUAUCUUGGUGGAGGUGGAGGAGAGCAGCCUCCUGAGUGAGAAGGAG